Messenger RNA from Elephantulus edwardii (Cape elephant shrew), 597 nucleotides. Its product is annotated as 60S ribosomal protein L27a-like. Gene Ontology annotation, molecular function: structural constituent of ribosome. The transcript is spliced from 2 exons. NCBI's taxonomy places the organism in Eukaryota, Metazoa, Chordata, Mammalia, Macroscelidea, Macroscelididae. The coding region runs from base 1 to 597 and encodes 198 amino acids. Gene Ontology annotation, biological process: translation. Gene Ontology annotation, cellular component: ribosome; cytosolic large ribosomal subunit. The record is from RefSeq and is a predicted model, not a curated record.
AUGGCGCACACCCACCCCCACCGGCUGCCCGUGCACGAGAUGAUGCGCACCCACCGGUUGCCCACACACGAGAUGAUGGGCGCCCUCCGGCUGCCCGCGCUGGGGUAUGGCGCCUGCCGGCUACCCGUGCAUGAGAUGACACCGAACGAAGCGCCGUCAAGACUGAGGAAGACCUGCAAACUUCGGGGCCACGUGAGCCACGGCCACGGCCGCAUCGGGAAGCACUGGAAGCACCCUGGAGGCCGAGGUAAUGCUGGUGGUUUGCAUCACCACAGGAUCAACUUUGACAAAUACCAUCCAGGUUAUUUUGGGAAGGUUGGUAUGAGACAUUACCACCUGAAGCGGAAUCAGAGCUUCUGCCCAACUGUUACCCUUGACAAAUUAUGGACUUUGGUCAGUGAGCAGACAAGGAUAAAUGCUGCAAAAAACAAGACUGGAGCUGCUCCGAUCAUUGAUGUGGUUCGAUCGGGUUACUACAAAGUCUUGGGGAAGGGAAAGCUCCCGAAGCAACCAGUCAUUGUAAAGGCCAAAUUCUUCAGCAGAAGAGCUGAGGAGAAGAUUAAGGGGGUUGGGGGGGCCUGUGUCCUGGUGGCUUGA